CGAGUAUCUGGACUCCCGAACGAAAUUCUUCUCUUGUACUGUCACUCGACCAUCAAACAUGGCUUCUUCCAUGGAACCCAACUCCCUCCACCACAACGUGGCCACUUUCAUCAACACAACCACCACUAAUCUUCUCUCUUUCCUCUCCCCUCCCAGUAAAACGACGCCGUUUGUCACCAUCCCUUCCUCCAAGCUCUCUUUCCCGCUUCUUAAAUUCACUGACUCUUCAGUUCGUUCACCCCCCGACUCCGCUCAGCCCGAAUCACUCUCCUCUCAAUCCGACGUCAAAGGUGUCUCCUCCCCCGAGUCCUUCCCAUCGACGGUCAGGAUAUCCGGAAUCAAUUCCAAUGGAAAGGGCGGUGGGCCCGCCUUUGUGGGCCAGGUUUUCAGCAUGUGCGAUCUUUCUGGGACCGGCCUUAUGGCCGUCUCUACUCACUUCGAUAUUCCCUUUAUUUCUAAAAGAACACCUGAGUGGCUAAAGAAGAUGUUUGCAACAGUUACUAAGAGUGAAAGGAAAGGUCCCGUCUUUCGCUUUUUCAUGGAUUUAGGUGAUGCAGUUGCAUAUGUUAAGCAGCUGAAUAUUCCAAGUGGUGUGGUGGGAGCCUGCCGACUUGAUUUGGCAUAUGAGCAUUUUAAGGAUAAACCUCACUUAUUUCAAUUUGUACCAAACGAGAAACAGGUUAAAGCAGCCAACAAGCUUCUAAAGACAAUUCCUCAGAGUGAUGGUAGAAGAAAGAUUGAUGGAGUACCUGUUUUCAGUGCUCAAAAUUUGGAUAUUGCAAUAGCUACAGCUGAUGGAAUAAAAUGGUAUACUCCAUACUUCUUUGAUAAAAACAUGCUAGACAACAUUCUUGAAGAAUCUGUUGAUCAGCACUUCCAUACUUUAAUUCAAACUCGACACAUGCAGCGCCGACGUGAUGUAAUUGAUGACAACUUGGCAGCAGAAGUGAUUGAAGAGAUUGGCGAUAGUGUAUGGGAGCCUCCAGAGGUUCAAGAAGUGCUGGAUGAGAUAGGCCAUCCUGGAAUACCUUUAAGUGUCAUUUCAAAGGCUGCUGAAAUACAGCUUCUUUAUGCCAUUGACAAAGUACUUCUGGGUAAUAGGUGGUUGAGGAAAGCUACUGGCAUUCAACCAAAAUUUCCUUACAUGGUUGACUCAUUUGAGAAUAGGAGUGCAGCAUCGUUUCUAAGAGCUUCUGACUCGACCAGCUGCCUUGCCAAUUCUGAAUCAGAUAAUGGCACUUCAGAUCAUCAAUCAGAAGAUAAGAGCUUAGGAAAACACAGGAAGAGACCAGAUUUUCAAUUCCCGCAACCUCAGAAGGCAUCUUCUAGAGCAGACAGUUCAUCAAUAGAAUGCACAAAGCAAAACUUGCAGCCAAAUCCUUUUCUUCCAAAAAUUACAAUGGUGGGAAUCUCAACAGGGGAAGCCGGGCAGAUGAGCAAAUCUAGUUUAAAGAAAACAAUGGAUAACUUAACGCGAGAGUUGGAGCAAACUGAUCAGGGAAAUGCCACCACUGGCAGUAGCAAUGAGCUGAAAAUGGAAGAUAGGGAUCCACUCUUUGUGGCAAACGUUGGUGAUUAUUAUUCGAGCCUGGCAAAGACAAGGUCAGCUGCUCGGUUUGUUCGUGGAGGAAGCAACUAAAUGAACCUCACUAACCAAAUUCUUUCGUUUGGCACUAUAAGGUAAAAUUAUUCAAAGUUGAAAAAUAAUAGUAGAUGUAAAUCUGAUAAGCAUUGUUCAAGAGGUCAUAAGGUCAUAUAUCAGUUAUUUCCUAGCGAGCCUGAUGAAUCAGGUGUGAUGUAUAUGACUGGAUGGUCAUUUUGCUUGUGCUGGUGCUGCCCAUAUGACCAGACCUUAAAGUUCUGGGAUUUUGGUUCUUUAUACAUGCAAUUAUUAUCACCUCA
This is a messenger RNA of Mangifera indica (mango), 1902 nucleotides long. RefSeq lists its product as uncharacterized. The transcript has 8 exons. The coding region runs from base 59 to 1639 and encodes 526 amino acids. Lineage: Eukaryota; Viridiplantae; Streptophyta; Magnoliopsida; Sapindales; Anacardiaceae. Gene Ontology annotation, biological process: protein transport. The record is from RefSeq and is a predicted model, not a curated record.